Molecule: messenger RNA, 3021 nt
Organism: Hyalella azteca
Lineage: Eukaryota; Metazoa; Arthropoda; Malacostraca; Amphipoda; Hyalellidae
Exons: 3
Coding region: 241-1998 (585 amino acids)
Source: RefSeq, a predicted model, not a curated record
GUGGCUGACUCGGUCAAAAAUUGAUAGCUGCGUCCUUCUGAUCAACUUGUGAAGAUUUCUAACAUACUGUGAUUUAGCCUAUAUUUCUUGGCACCAUAUUCUACAAGCGUGGUAUUUUCAUGGGUGACCUCUGAUAAUAGUUACUUGGUCAUUUACCGAGAUUUGUUUUAAUUUGUGACAUUGUGAUUAAUUCGAGUUUGUGAGUGACACCGAUCUUCUUAAAGUGUCAGUAAUCGGAGCAUGAGUUACUAUGACGGCAUGGAAGCAGUGUUUCUGCGACAUGGCUCCUUCACACCUACAUUUGCACGAGAGCGAUCUGCUCGCUCAACAAAUUUUAGCGCAAUUCAUUUCAGAAUAUCACAUCUACAAAAAUUCAUCGGACAGUUACAAGUGUGGUUGGUCCUCAUCUUGCUCGUCUCUCCGACGUUCACGAAGCCAAUCAAGCCCAUCAGUCUUUACAUCCCGCGGCCUCGUCCCACUUCAUAUCCGACCAAAGACCCUACGAAAGAACAGCCGUCAUCUUCUAAGUCUUCAAGUUCAAAUAGCAUCUUGCAUCAGCUGAUGCCCGAGCCACAAUUUCCUGCCUUGGAGUACCAUAAUCUCCAUUAUCGAAGUGUGGAGCCUUCUUUGUCACCGCGAGGCAUAGAGAGUAACUUUCUCGUCAAGCCAUUUAAGCUGCCUGUAAUUGUAAGCACAACUAGUAGCAAUAUUAAUGAUAACGAUAAUAGUAAGGUACAGUUAAUAGACGAGUCAUCUCAGCAGAAUAGCAUAGAAAAUAUUUUAUUUAGCGAUUUAAGUAGUCAAUCUUCUGCGAGCAAGGACGACAGCAGUUCAGUCCGCUCAUUGAACAAACUAAGUGACAACGUACCGAGUGCGCCAACAAGCAAGUUCAGAGAAAGCUCUCCGCAUUCUCUUGAGGAUUCCAACAAUAUUUUAUAUAAUAAAAAUAUUAAGCCAACUCUAGUUACUAGGGCAUUCCUGAUCCCAUCUAGUAAAAAAGACACCUCGUCUAAUUUGAGAUCGUUCCAUCAACCUUCUCCGUCUCCUUCGUCUUCAACGAAAGAUUCGUCGACUACUUUAGUGGAGGCGCUAACUAGAGAAGAAGACCAGUUUAAAUCUUUAUUGGACUCCUUUCUGGGUGUUAGUAGCAACACUAUUGAUAUUGAAGGUAGCGCAAGUCCAUCGUUUAGAAGAACUGUUACCCAAGUCGUGAGUCGAGUUCCAAGACACACCGAACCCGCCACUCGUCUCGAAGAUCCAACCUUAGGAGCCGACACGAGAACCGCCUUGAAGCCUGCGCGCUCCAGCAGAAUGGAUUCUCCCGACAACGUCGCGAGGAACGGCCGGGUUAGCAGCAGCAGCAGCAGUGGGAGUAGUGGAGGUAGAACGGCUCAUUGGUCAUCCCCUUGCAGGAUUGUUACCGAAGUCAACCCAAACUCUUCGCCUGCUUAUUUCAGCGAGAACAUUUAUCAUAGCAUCAACGUGGCGCACAAGCACGCGCAUCGCUUCAAGGAGACUUUCGCAAGUCAGCUGUGGCUUGGGCUCAGCUGGGAGGAGGCGCUGAGUAGUGUUCGCGACGAACCAUACGAGUUCCUGAACCGCCUCUCGCACCCUUCAGAGGACGAGCUACAAGCCCUCGAAUUCAAAUCUGCUCUUGCGAUCGCCUACGAGUCGAUGCAGCGUCGAGCAGUUGCCAUCGAACAGGUCACUCUUGACCAAGCCCUGUAUCGGGACCUCAAUGAUACGGACUUCCUGAGUGAAUUCCGGAGCAUCGAAGGGGAGAUUGUGAGCAUUUUGUGCGAGCUCCACUACGCCAUGAAGCAGCUCCAGGUGGCACCGGCUCAGGAGAUCACGGCUGAAAUUAUGGACGAGAAGUACAGGGAUUUAGAUGUCAGUUCCGACAGACUGGAACGAGAUACGAUCAUUUUACGGGAGUACAUCAGUGGACUCGAUUACCUUGUCCGUGUGUUCGACCAUUUCCGUAGCCAGAGCUCGUGAGCGGCCUAUACCGCGUCACGCCUCCUACCUCUGCGGCAGUACUUAACAUUCCUAGAUGUGCAUUUGCUAUUGUCGUUUUUUCUGCGUAGGCCAAAGCUAGUAAAGACUACAAUUAGCGCCUAAGUGAUAUGUUCCCUCUGUUCUUGCCGUGAGUCCGUUUAUGCGAUUGUGGAGGUUAUUACCCACCUCUUGUUCCCCACCUUGCAUGGCUAUGUUGUUGGAAAAUUUCCAACAUUCUCACUGGUUUCACCAAUGUUACGCUAGCAUAUCAAUCUUUUUGUUAUGUAAUCUCAUAAUCAUUAAGUAGCUUUCCUAGAGGAUCUGAAUUCCUUCGGAGUAUUAGACGUACAAAUAAUCUUACAGAUUAUUCAAUCGUCAUUGUUCGUUUGUAUAUUUAUUUCAUACAAAUAUUAGUGCAGUUAUGCCCGAUUUUGUCCUCAGAAUAACUUUUCGUGGGCUAUCAAACACAAGUAUGGAAUGAUUUAUCCGAUGCUAUUUAUUUAUCACGUAUGCCUGUUGCGUAAUUGUAUCUGGUGUACAAGGUUGUGUUUCCGUCAGGCAUGGUACUUAAUGGUAAUGAAGGAUCUCAUCUCCUGGCUUUAGUUGAUUAUGAGGUUCAGAUGUUCACGGUUGUGCUUACUGCAGUUGUUACAUGUAACUGUCGUCAAGUUUAUCAGGAACCUCGCGGUUAUCAAGCUCUCUUGUAAAAAAUUUUCAAUGAUACUAUCGCUGCCUUUGACUUUUGAUGUCAUAGCCUUAUUUUAUUCUACUCAUCGACGUGCAUUUAGCCUGAGCUUUAAUGUUAACAGUGCUACUGCUAUUUUUCUAUGAUGGGUGAAGAGAGUUGUGAGUUUUAUGGAUUUAACAGUAAACCGCUUACCCCUUAGCCUUCACUACGUAAACUUGAGUGUUUCAAAGUUUUACAUGUUCUGAAUCUGUAUAAAAAUCUUGAAUGGUUUAUGUGUCAAUCACAUGCUUGUUGACAACAAUUUUGUCGUCUAAAGUUUAUACGUAGUUUUUGAA